Messenger RNA from Penicillium vulpinum, 879 nucleotides. RefSeq names its product putative HAD superfamily hydrolase. The coding region runs from base 1 to 879 and encodes 292 amino acids. The record is from RefSeq and is a predicted model, not a curated record. Gene Ontology annotation, molecular function: phosphatase activity. NCBI's taxonomy places the organism in Eukaryota, Fungi, Ascomycota, Eurotiomycetes, Eurotiales, Aspergillaceae. The transcript is spliced from 3 exons.
AUGGCUCUCCCUAAGACAGAGCAUCUAUAUGCGAAAUUCAAUGCAGGCAUUAUCGAGCGUCAACAGGCAAAUACUGUAAAGCUAACAAAAGCCAGCUUCCCCGCAGUCCGCGCCUGCAUUUUUGACAUGGACGGUCUCCUCAUCAACUCGGAAGACAUAUAUGGCCGGCCUCUUUUGACUCCGUCAAUCCGCGCACAGCUCAUGGGCGUCGCAGACUCAACAAAAGGCGAGUUAUUCCACAACUGGGCCAAAUUGCCAAUCUCCCGCGAGCAGUUCGCCCUUGAAUCAAGCGAAGCAAUGCGACUGCUUUUUCCAAAUUGCAUGCCGCUACCUGGUGCGAAGAAGAUUCUAACGGAUCUGAGUUGUGCACGAAGUGCUGCUUCUGGGGAUGUGAUUCAGCUGGCUUUGGCAUCCAGUACCAAGACGCAUAGUUACAAAUUGAAAACUUCUAGGCUAGAAUCGAAACGAUUGCUUAGUUUCUUCCCGCCCGAUAGAAAAAUCUUACUUGAUGACCCCCGAGUUCGACAGGGUCGAGGGAAGCCAGCGCCUGAUAUUUACUUGGUCGCGUUGCAGGUUCUGAACUCCGGGUUGGAACCUGGUGAGAGUCCCAUCCUCCCUAGCGAAUGUUUGGUCUUUGAGGAUAGCAUUGCGGGGGUAGAGGCUGGAAGACGAGCUGGGAUGAGAGUUGUUUGGGUACCGCAUCCAGAUGUGGCAGCCGAGUAUCAACCGAGGUACAAGGAUAUCCUAGCAGGGAGGUCCGGGAGAUUUCAGGUCGGAGACAACUGGCAGCUAGGAGAGGUUGAUGAUGGCUGGGCUGAAAGUAUACCGAGUUUGGAGGAAUUUGAUUAUGAGAAGUACGGCCUCAAUGUGCGGUCUUAA